This is a messenger RNA of Closterium sp. Naga37s-1, 2394 nucleotides long. The record is from the annotation of a GenBank genome assembly. Lineage: Eukaryota; Viridiplantae; Streptophyta; Zygnematophyceae; Desmidiales; Closteriaceae.
AUGCUUGUCUUGUCCAUACCCAGUACAGUCACAGCCAGCAACAGGCUCCCAGGCUUCACAUCCCAUGUGGAUUCUACUGCCAAGCACUCUGGGAGCAGCAGCAGCAGCAGCAGCAGCAGCAGCAGCGGUAGCGGUGGUGACGGUGGCGGUGGUGGCGGCAGAGGGAACAGAAGUCAUGGAGUGGCGAUUGAUAGAGGGAUAGAGGAGGAGGGGUCAGUGCUGGGGUUGGCUGUAGACUGGAGUGAGGAGGAGCGGGGGAGGAUGGAGAGGAGCGGAAGGGCAGGAACGGAGACAAGAUGGGAGGAGAGAGCGGAGGAUACAGGGAAGUUUUGGGUGAAGCGACGGGUGGGGGGAGUGAGAAGAGCCGGGGAGAGAGUGGGUAAGGAGCAUGCAGUGCGAGGAGGGAGAAGGAGAGCGGGUGGCAGGGGGAGGGACGGUGGGAUCAGCAACGGUAGGGGGUUGCAGGAAAGGAGGAGGAAGCGAGGAGGAAGGAGAGGAGGGGUUGGGGGAGGGAAAGAGGGAGGGCGAGUGAGGGAGUGUGAGGGGGUGAUGGUGGGGGAGUGGCCGGGAGUUGAUGGGUUGGCAGCAGUGGGGGCACUCAUGGCUGUGAGGGCGAGGCGAGUGAGGGAGGGAAGAGGAGGGGAGAGGGGCAGGGUGGAGAGCGAGAGUGGUGCUGGUGUUGGGGCUGCUGUGCCGUGGUGGUUCCUCACCUCUCCCAUGCGCCCUCUGCGCCUCACAUCUCCACCCCUCUGCACCUUCCUUCGCCCCAUCCCACACCCCCCCCUCUUUCCUGCCCCUCCCCUCCUUGCCCCCUCCCUCCUUCUAAUCAGUUCCUGUGCUGUGGUGGGUCCUCACCUCUCUCACGCGCCCUCCGCGCCUCACCUGGGGGCAGCCAUUGACUCGCAUGCCCUCGUGCUGCGCAUGGGACAGCACACCCCGCCCACCCGCCUGCAGGCCUAUGUCCUGGGCAGUCGCACUGACAUGUGGAUGGAGGUGGGAGGGAGGGGUGGAGGGGCCAUGCACGGCUCACAUGAGGUGGGGGGAGGGGCGGGGGGAGGGGGCACGGGGAGGGGGCUCACCAAGGGAAGGGGGAGAGGAGCGGGGAGAGGAGGGGGGAGAGGAGGGGGGAGAGGGGUGGGGCGGCGACGCUUGCUGGGGCUGAAGGGCCGAUCGGAGGCAUACCUGCGUGCUGACAGCUCGGCCCUUGUUGCCUCACCGCCCUGGCUGCCAGCGUUACAGCAGCUGGGUGUGCGCAGGGGGCACGUAGGCAAACGACGCGGGGAUACGGGUGCAGGCGAGGAGGAUGAGGCCCUCUUCCUUCCCCCGGCACUAACAGACGAAGCUCGCCGCCUCUUCAACGCCUUUGCCCACCGCUUCCGAUGUGCCAUUGGUGCUCCCAUGUCUGCCCACCGUGCCGCCUCUGAUGCUGCUUCUUCCACCGCCGCAUCUGGUGCUGCUUCGAGUGCUACCGCUGCUACUGUGGCAAAAUCUGGGGGGGCAGCAGGGGCAGCAGCGGCAGCAGGGGAAGCGGCCAUCCCCAUCCCCAUCCCCAUGCCUCGCAUGCCCCCGCACUGGCCGGUGCUGUACCUGCUGCUGCAUGCGUGCGACAAGCUCACAUUGUUUGGCCUUAUCCGCAACGCCUCCGUGCAUGUGCUGCAGAGCCCCAUGCACGUUCCUUCAGUGCGGUCAGAGCUACACCGCCGCCCAUCACUGCUGGUGCUGGAGUCGCUGCUGCAUGCCCUAGCGCGCACCAACCUGCUCAGCUGCUGCGGGGGCAUCGAAGACCACUUCUGCCGCCUCCCACCGCUGCUGCCUGGGGGUGAUAGCGGUGUGAGCAGUGAGAGGGAGAUUGCUGCCUCUGGUGCUGGUGGAGCAGGGGAGGUGGCUUCUGGUGCGGGUGGUGCUGGUGCAGGAUUUCUUGGUGGAGAGGGGAGUGGGGAAGGAGGUGAGGUGGGAGGGAGAGGCAUGGGGAGGGCUGGGCAGGAGAGGCAAGAGGAAGAGGGAAGAGGGCAGAGCGGUGAGGGAGCUCACAGUGGUGCUGCUGGUGCUGCUGAUGUUGUGAAUGGGAACGAAGGGGGCACUGCUCUUGGCGGAAGAUCUGUUAACGAGGAAGACUAUGAUGAGGAUGAGGUGGAUAGCAGAGGCAAGGGGGGUAAGGUGGUGGGGGGGCAGGGUGCAGUCGAGGGGGCAGGGUGGGGGGAUGAGUAUGGUGAUGAGGGGGAGGAGUGGGGGGAGGGAGGAGAGGGGGAGGGGGGUGGAGAGGGGACGGGCGGAGGGGACGAUGAUUAUGAGUAUGAUGACGACUACUAUGGGGUGCCUGUGGAGGAACUUAUGGAUGACUUGCAGCAUGCCAAUGCGGCACAUGCUCAAGAGGUGCAACAAACAGAUGCGUGA